GCCGCCAGAUGGCGCACGACACCCACGAAUGAGGAGGAAAGCUUCCCAAGAACAGAAUCCUUUUUUCUUUAAUUCUUAUUUAUUUAUUUAUUUUACACAAAUUUAUGUCCACAGCUUAUGAUAUUAUUAUUAUUAUUAUUAUUAUUAUUAAUGUGGUUAACACAAUUUUUAUGCAUGUUUUUGCAGUAAAAUUGCUUUUUUGCUGUUUUUUUUUUUUUUGCUUCUUCAUAGUCAUUAUUUUCGAGGAAGACAUCUUUAAUAAAGGGGAAGAAAAGAGCUGAUGUGCUUAAAUUAUUGAUGGAUUCCAGUGUUGCUGGAAGGAGUAGGAAAGGAAGUGGGUGGGAGAGUGUAGGGGGGAUCCACUUAUUUGGUUUCCAUAGCACCGCCCUCCAGAGAGCUACAGCUUUCUUCCUUCAGCCCCUGAUUGAUUCAUUUUUUUAAUGCACAUAUACAUAUUUUUUAUUUUUAUUAUUAUUAAUUCAAGGGGAUAUUCAAGCCGAAAUGUGUUUUACUGAAAGCGGCUGUCGAAUGAUCUGACGUUGAUUUGUCUGCAAGCUAUGAUGUUCUUGUCAUCAGCUACAUUUACAGAUGUGUCAAACGCAUCUUUUUUGAGUGUGAUCUCGCGCGCUCGCGCCUGAACGGGGUCCUGGGUGCGCUCAGCAGCUGGACAGAUGUUGGUCGCGGCGCUGCUGUCGCUGACCUCGGUGCUGAACGACGUCAGAUGAACCUGCGCCCACCACAGGAGACACGAGACAGCCUCACUCCCACUUUGAUUUAUUCCAGCUACUUCAAACAGAAACCUUUGCAUCCAAAUCUGUGACUUCAUUUUGUUUUAUUUUUUUAUUAUUCUCCUGUACUGGUUCUGAGGCUCCCUUUGUGUUUUUGUUUCCAGCUCUGACAGACGCUCGCCGUUUCCGUCGUCAUGGCACUUGGCGCGGUUACUUUACGCAAGGCGGGAGAUGAGCUGGAUGAAGGCGCGCACCUCGUUUGAUUCACCUUUCCUUGUAAAAAGGCGUUUGUGCUUUUUUUUUUUUUUUAAUUCUGCGGUGAGAAUCCUCUUCCUGCUGCUGGAUCCUCGCCGGGAUCCACUGGGUUUCUAACUUGGUCUGUUGGUUUGGUACAGUCGCUGCAGUCGGCCAUCCUGCCCUGUAACAUGACGCUGAGGCAGUAAAACAUAUAAAUCUAGUAUUUAGAGAAAACAGGCCAAAACACAGAAACUGGAUAUGGAAUCCAUGAAGACGAAAGCCACGGCGGGGGUCAAGGAAUUCGCGGGGAAGACCCUGAGUCAUAUGUACAGGGUGGUAGAAAGAAGGCAGAAAACCGGGGAGGUGAUCGAGCUGACGGAGGAUGGGCGGCCUCGGGAGGCCGCGGAGAAGAAGCCCCCGCUGUGCGACUGCAGGUGCUUCGGUCUGCCCCGCCGCUACAUCAUCGCCAUCAUGAGCGGCUUGGGCUUCUGCAUCUCCUUCGGCAUCCGAUGUAACCUGGGCGUGGCCAUAGUGGGCAUGGUCAACAACAGCACCAUCCACCAGAAUGGCAAGAUCAUCAUCAAAGAGAAAGCCAAGUUCAACUGGGAUCCAGAGACGGUAGGACUGAUCCACGGCUCGUUCUUCUGGGGCUACAUCGUUACACAAAUCCCCGGAGGAUACAUCUCCUCGAGACUUGCAGCAAACAGGGUAUUUGGGGCAGCUAUCGUCCUGACCUCCACUCUCAACAUGUUCAUUCCUUCAGCUGCCAGAGUCCACUAUGGGUGUGUCAUUUUUGUGAGGAUCUUGCAGGGAUUGGUUGAGGGGGUGACCUACCCAGCCUGUCAUGGGAUAUGGAGUAAGUGGGCUCCACCAUUAGAGAGGAGUCGUCUGGCCACAAUCUCCUUCUGUGGCUCCUAUGCUGGUGCUGUGAUUGCCAUGCCUCUGGCUGGGAUCCUGGUUCAGUACUCAGGAUGGUCCUCCGUGUUCUACGUCUACGGAUGUGUCGGCAUUUUCUGGUACAUGUUUUGGAUUUUGGUGUCCUACGAGAGCCCCGCUGAUCACCCCACCAUCACCGAUGAGGAGCGCUGCUACAUUGAAGAGAGUAUUGGGGAGAGUGCCAAGCUCAUGGGUCCUUCAGAGAAAUUCAAAACCCCAUGGAAAAAGUUCUUCACCUCAAUGCCUGUCUAUGCAAUCAUCGUGGCAAACUUCUGCCGGAGUUGGACCUUCUACCUGCUGCUGAUCAGCCAACCUGCAUACUUUGAGGAGGUGUUUGGCUUUGAGAUAAGUAAGGUUGGUAUACUGUCUGCCCUUCCUCAUCUGGUGAUGACUAUCAUCGUGCCCAUUGGUGGUCAGCUGGCCGACCACCUGCGCAGCAAGAACAUCCUGACAACCACCACUGUAAGGAAAAUCAUGAACUGUGGAGGAUUUGGCAUGGAGGCCACUCUGCUGCUGGUGGUGGGAUAUUCCCACAGUAAAGGGGUGGCCAUCUCCUUCCUCGUGCUGGCGGUGGGUUUCAGUGGAUUUGCUAUAUCAGGUUUUAACGUCAACCACCUGGACAUAGCUCCUCGCUACGCCAGUAUCCUGAUGGGCAUCUCCAACGGUGUUGGGACUCUGUCUGGAAUGGUGUGUCCACUGAUUGUUGGUGCAAUGACAAAAAACAAGACUCGAGAAGAAUGGCAGUACGUUUUCCUGAUAGCUUCACUGGUACAUUAUGGGGGCGUGGUCUUCUACGGCCUCUUUGCGUCUGGAGAGAAACAGCCUUGGGCCGACCCAGAACUGACCAGCGAGGAGAAGUGCGGCUUCAUCGAUGAAGACGAGCUGGCCGAGGAGACUGGAGACAUCACUCAGAGUUACGGUGCUUUCGGAGGCCCCGCUAAAACGUACGGUGCGACCACGCAGGUGAACGGCGGCUGGGCCACAGGUUGGGAGAAGACGGAGGAGUACGUCCAGGAGGAGGCGCAGGGCGGGGGUUAUGGAUACAGGCAGGAUGAGGGAUACUCUUAGAGCCAGCACACCGGGAUGGCCAACCACACUCAUUCGCCUGAACAUGCAUCAGAUUUAUUCAGAAUUAUAAGAAAAAAAGAACCAAAAAAUAGCCAGAGUCCAUUGUCAUGUUUGCACAAAUUCUAAAAAUAAAAAUAUAUAAAUAAAACUCAAUGUAAGAAUAAUGAAAAAAUAUAUAUAAAAAAAGAUUUAUGAUAUUUGAUCAAUAGAGAUGUAGCACAUAUCAAAUUGGCCGUCUGUAUAUGUACUAUUAUGCAUAUUUAAGAUAGAUAUAUUUAUUUUGAGUGCAAUUGUGAUUAAAUGUAAACAUUUUCAUCACGUGUUGAGGCUUCCCAGCCUCACUGAAGCCUUUAGGGUUUCAACCAAACGACAUGAGAGCUGUCACAUGAACGGCAGUAAGACAACCAUUUCAGUGUACAAAUAUGUCACUGCACAGCACAGUAACUAGACACUAAGUUAAGAUAGACCGUACUGUAUAUCUCCUGAUGCACUCACACUAGUGUCUUUUCAAUGCACAACUUUGUAGUUUUUGUUUUCCGAUCACUGGCUUCUGUGUGUGAGUUUGUGUGUGUAUGUGUGUGUGUAGAGUCCUGUUUGUGAGUCCUGCUGGGACCUUAACUUGUGGCACAAUGACUUGUAAUGUGGUUACACAUGCAUACAUUUUUUUUAUUUGAACAAUAUGUUUAUAGAGAAAUUGUGCUCACUUCUAAAUUUGUAUUUUUUUUCUUUUUUUGUCUCAUCGAAGCCAUUCCACUGAUUGUAUUGCACAUUGUUGUCGGACCACUUAAACUUUUACAUUUUAUGUCAAACUAAAUAUAGAUAUAGACAGAAGUGAUCAUAUAUAAAACUUUAAACAUUAUAACACCACGCAAAUAGUGGUGAUUGAUGACCUUGAAGGGUCUAUAUCAUGCUAUACUUAAGUCUUUCAGAGUAAAUUAUAUCCAUAGAUUUGAUCAUAUAUUACCUUUGUCACACUAAAGAAUAAAAUUAUGAUAUAUGAGUUAUUUUUGUGGGCUCUUUUCAUACCCAUAAGAUGCCUCAAUUGAUGAGGCUCCACCUUUCGUUUUUUGAGGGUGCUGCCCAUUUCAUGACGUCAUCAUAGAGCCGGCCUCAGUAGCGUUUUUGCAUUUUGCCCAUGAAAACAAACAUCUGAACUUUUUGCUCAGAAAGUGGGUAUGUGUUAGCCUGGAGGCGGUACUGGCAGACGCUUCCUGGAAGGGGCUGUUCCUCUCUUUCAUACAUGAACAAGGGAAGACCAACUCGUUUUUGGAGAUCAGGAGAGGCUGGUGCUUCUCAGAGAUGCCUGAAUGAAUCAAAAUACUGCUUUGGGGUUGUUUUUCAUGAGGAAUAAACACUAUAAAGCACUCAAAAAUAGUUUAUUUUGCAUGAUAUAGGCCCUUAAAAAAGGGAAAUCCAAAUCAGUGUUAGUGUCUUUAUAGCUUAGAGCCAAAAGUCAAAUUAUUCUAUUUUAAAGAGACAGAUGAAGAUGAUUUAUGGUAGUGUAACACAUAUGCACCAUGGGAUGAGUGCAAAUUUAAAUGCAUAUUGGCAAAACCCCUGAAAUCAAACCAUAACUUUAAAGUUUUUCUUUGAUUUGUAAUUUUCCAGCUUUAAUUGACUUUUAGUUCAUAUAGUGUGGUAUAUGUGUGAUUAAGAACACAUAAAAUAGGUUUUGUUUUGUCUUUUAUCAAGUAUUUCAUGAUGACCAGGCAGUUUGAAUGAAAACAAAAUCACUGGUUGUUCUAAAAUGUCUGUUAGUUUCUUUUCAGUCUGAUCUUUGUUCCUGUUUCUCUUUAGAUGUGCACAAAAACACCUAUUUUUUGAGUCAUUAUAGAAGUUGUAAACAUUCCUAAUCAAGUAUUUGAUACUUGUUUACAUUUAGAUGCAGUUUACAUAAAGUUAACCUAAAGAAGAAGAUGCUUUGUUGCAGCUAAAGCCAUGAUUUAGUUUAGGUGAAGUUUGCAUUUGUAGAAGUGAUGCUUUUUGGGCUUUGCCGAUGUAGACCUUAAGGAAAAUAUAACGUUAUAUGAAUCAUAAAUUUCGCUUUCCAAGUAGAAUCGAGAGAUGGAAAUUCUCCUAACAGGAGGAACAAUCAACCUGAAAAACCCUCCAUGCUUUCAUUCGCAAAGCAGAUCUGAAGAGGGAAAGAUUUGAUUCAUUUUGUCAUGAAACUGUAGUGAGUCCAUGCAUCACCUCACCUUCUAAAUGUGUCUGGUUGUGUAUUUAUGCAUGGAACAAAGUGAGGUUUGUGUUUUGUAUUUUUUUAUUCCCAUUUUUAUUUGUUGUUUUCAAUGUUUCUCCUUUUUUUUCUUUUCAGAAACUGUUACUUAUGCUUAAAUUUCUUUGCACAAUAACCAAAGGUGAGAAGCGGAUUUGGGUUUUUAGCUGGAAAUCCAAUAUUUAAAAAAUGUACAAACCAUCAGCAUUGAGGUCCACACUAGAGAAGCCUGCAGCGGGCAGUCGGCACCAAACAUGACUCAGUGUACAAAGCAAUAAAUCCAUAGUAACAGUUCUGGUCAAGUGUCAUGAACCGUCGUUGGGUUUUUCUUUCAGCAUUUGUUUAGAAGUCGUGUUUUUGUGUAAACAAAAUGUAGAAAAGAAAUACUUGUAAAGAAAAUAGGAACAUAAAUGUAUGAAAAUAUAGUAACUUGAGUCCAACACAAAUGUCCCAGACGCCACAUGUCGGGGAGUUUGUGGUCGGGCUGCUCACCAGAUGAGAAUGAUACGAAGAGCCCCACCAGAGAGGCGGGCGCUCUUCUUUUUUUUAAGUUUUUGCUUUGGUGUGGUCCACACUAACUGUACGCUAUCGACCCUCCUAUAUCUGUCACUCUCUUUCCCUCCUCAUUUAGCUGAAUUUGUGUCUUUGGUUCAGUGGCAGGACCCCCAUCGCUCUUCCUGUACCUGCUUCCCCCUGUACAGCCCCGCCCCAAACACCUCUCUCACUGUCACAAAAAUAUUCAUUGACAUUAUGGAUGAAACCUUAACAAAGCGAUUCAGAAUAACUGAAAAAUGUGCAAUUUGAAAUAGUGAGAAGUUUCCUGUUUUUGUGCCUCUGAAGUUGCAGUGUGAUUCUAUGGCUUCUGUUGCUGUGUAAAGUGAGAGGUUUGUUGAUGUCAAAAUGAAAUACUCUAUAUCCUUUUUGAUAUAAAAAACCUAAACAAGUU
Molecule: messenger RNA, 6133 nt
Organism: Oryzias melastigma (Indian medaka)
Lineage: Eukaryota; Metazoa; Chordata; Actinopteri; Beloniformes; Adrianichthyidae
Gene: slc17a6b
Product: solute carrier family 17 member 6b
Exons: 12
Coding region: 1224-2969 (581 amino acids)
Biological process (GO): synaptic transmission, glutamatergic; regulation of synapse structure or activity; transmembrane transport
Cellular component (GO): synaptic vesicle membrane; excitatory synapse
Molecular function (GO): L-glutamate transmembrane transporter activity; neurotransmitter transmembrane transporter activity
Source: RefSeq, a predicted model, not a curated record